Molecule: messenger RNA, 1372 nt
Organism: Drosophila busckii
Lineage: Eukaryota; Metazoa; Arthropoda; Insecta; Diptera; Drosophilidae
Gene: comm2
Product: protein commissureless 2
Exons: 2
Coding region: 171-1157 (328 amino acids)
Biological process (GO): axon guidance
Source: RefSeq, a predicted model, not a curated record
GUCAGCGUCAGACGUAUACGCAAGUCAGCGCUUUAGCACGUAUAAAUAAAAGUAACGCAAUUUAACGAACAUUCUGCCAAGUUCAGUGAAACAGUAAAAGUGUGUGCCGCGCAUAUUUCGCAAUUAACCAAGAUAAGCUACGAAUUCUUUAUACACAUAUAAAAGACAACAUGGAAGGACUGACACGCGCAUUAAAUUACGAGCAGUCGCAUGAUCUGCACUUCGAUCAUUUCGGUGGCAGCAGCGCUCAACAAAUACUCGACAGCGGCAAACACGCAGCAGCAGCAGCAGAGGCAUCCACACCCACGAUCAGCACAUUGGACGCUUUGGCCAAUAGCGAUUUUCUGCAAAAGAUUGGAGCCACCAUAUUCAAUUCGAUUCAGUUGCAACAGCAAAAACUUCACGAGGCACAAACGCAUAAUUCCAGCGAAUUCCAUCCAAUGGAUUUCGAUUUCGCCGCCAAUCACGUCGUGCUAGAUAGCAGCAGCGUGGAUCAGCUACAGCAGCAGAUCGAGAAGGACAAGUUCAUGAACGAGCUAUGGAUUGGCAUUGUCUUUACGCUAAUUCUCAUCUCGCUGGUCUUUUGCAUUUGCUCCUGCUUCCUCUAUCAUCAGUUUCGCACCUGGAAACGCAAUUAUCGCAACAAUGCAAAUGGCUCAAUGCAUUGCACCACUGUGGACAUUGAGGCAUGCAAAAUGCAGCCGGAUGCGGAAGAUCCUGUGCCUGAGUACACUUUGGUCUCCGGUCUGCCCAGCUAUGAGGCAGCUCUCGAGCUGCUGCACAAGUCGCCGCCGUCUUCGUGCUUGAUUGUCUAUCCAAGCGUGUUUAAUGUAUUCAAUAAGCAUGAAAGAGUCGGCACGGAUGCCACAGCAGCAGCCACAGCCACAGCAACAACAACAACAGCAGCAGCAGCAACACAGAGCGAGGCAUUGCCAUUGCUACCAGCAACAACAGCAGCAACAACAGCCGCAGCCGCAGCCGCAGCAGCAACAGCUUUAGCGACGCCCACAUGCGAAAGCAUUAAGCCCAAUUUUGUCUUUUGCCCAAGCUACGCGGAGGUAUUUGGCUAUAAGAGCAGCGACGAGAAGAAGAAAUCAUCACGAACUCAGCAGAGCCAAAACUGCAAUGCAAAUCAAACGAAAGGCGACAAAUGCUGAGGAGAGCGUAUCUCAUAGAUACAAUUGAUACUAGCCAAAUGUGCUCUGUGAUAUUUACAACUGUUUGUUGCUCAAGCUAAAACAUAUAUAAACGAUUAAACUAAGCGCUGUGAUUAUAGAGUGAGAGCUACAAAAUGAACUCGCAAAGAUUUCCUCAGUUACUUAUUAACUAGUUACUUAAGUAGUUUCAAACAAAUGACUCAUUAAAAAUAUAU